Molecule: messenger RNA, 2229 nt
Organism: Fusarium coffeatum
Lineage: Eukaryota; Fungi; Ascomycota; Sordariomycetes; Hypocreales; Nectriaceae
Exons: 1
Coding region: 1-2229 (742 amino acids)
Source: RefSeq, a predicted model, not a curated record
AUGCAUUUCAAGAGCCUUCUUGGCCUUGUGGCUGUUGCCCAGGCCUCCCCCCACCUGCUCGGCCUCGACGCCGAUGUUUCCCUCGGAAAGGGUCUCGAUGUUAACGCCGGUGUCGAUGUCGGUCACGCUGUGAACGCUGACGUUGGUGCCAAGGUCGGUGGUGCUGCUGGUGUUGACGCUGAUGUUAACGCUGGUGUCGGACACGGUGUUAACGCUGAUGUCGGUGCCAAGGUUGGCGAUGGCAUCAAGGCUGGCGUCAACGCUGAGGUCGGCGAUGGUGUCAAGGCCGGUGUCAAGGCUGAUGUUGGUGGUGCUGCCGGUGUCGACGCCGAUGUCAAGCUUGGUCUCGGCUCCAACGACAAGGUCUCCAAGACCAAGGGCGCCGCUACCUGCCCCCUCUCCCACUCCUGGGAAGACCGCACCCUCUUCAACGGUGUUGCCGCCCCUGCCUCCGCCAACGGCGCCGCCAUCAAGCUCGGCCUCAACCUCCCCAAGGCUCAGAUCGAGGGUGACGCCACUAUCGACCUCGUCAAGGACUUCCUCCAGGAGCCUCGCGUCCGCAUUGGCCUCGGUGGUGUGAAGGCCUACGUCGAGGUUGACAUUUCUGCCUCUGCUGCUGUCCACGAGUCUAUCGAGCUUUUCGCUUCUCCUGCUCUUAACAUUGAGAUCCCUGGUCUUCUUGAGGCUGAGGCCGGUGCUGCUGUCGCUCUUGACCUUGUUGUCGGAGUUGACGCUGCUGUUGACCUGUCUGCUGGUGUCUACCUUGCUUUCGGCCCUGAGGCUUUCGUUGAGGUUUCUCUCCUUACCAAGGACAUCGUCGAUGUUUCUCUUGAGGGUCUUGUCACCAAGGCUCUUCCCCUCGGUGUUGGUGCUGAAGUUGAUCUGUCCGCUGACAUCAACCUCCAGCUUGGUCUCCGUCUCCGUGCUGAGGUUGAUCUUGAGGCCGAGCUCGACAUCCCCGUUCUUGAGAUCGAGGCUGGUGCCAAGGUUGCUGUCUGGGUUUCUCUCUUCGAGUACACUGCCGCUCUCAUUGCCACCGACAACUGCGCUGUUUCCGUCGACGAAGUCAUUGCUCUUACUCUCGGUCUCGCUGUCGACCUUGACGUCGAGGUUGGCGACAUUCUCGACCUCAGCCUUGCCCCUACUCUGACCGUUGAGCUCGCUACUGCUGCCAAGGCCAAGGUCUGCAUGCCCAACCGUGGCCAGACUGGUGCUUUCCUCGAGCUUGAGGGCAAGGACGGUGACAAGUCUGACAAGUCCGAGACCCGAACCAUCUCUCUUGCUACUGCCGGCGCUGGAUCUGACGUUACCGAUGCCUACGACCUCCCCAUUGCCACUGGUACCAACGGCUCUCCCGUCUACGGCUCUGCUGCUAAGCCUGUCACUACCGCUGCUCCCUCCGUCCACGGUAACGGCACCAUCGGCGAUGUCACCCGCACUCUUACUUCCACCCAGGUCUACACCGUCACCAGCUGUGCUGCUUCCGUCAUCAACUGCCCUGCUCGCUACACCCAGAAGGUCGUCACCUCCACCAUCAUCAAGAGCACCUACGUCUGCCCUGCUACCGAGACUGGUGUCCCUGCUAUGACCACCGCCACCCACGCUGCCCCCAAGCCUGUCACCACCAUCACCGACACUCUCACCACUGUCGUCCCUUGCAAGACUCGCAAGACCAAGACCUUCCAGCCUCCUACCACUCCUCCUCCUGCUCCCACCGUCACCAUUGUCGAGAGCACCACCUACUGCCCUGAGAACCCUAAGACCACUGGUGUCGCUUCUGGUACCACUGAGGCUCCUCAGAAGCCUACCCACGAGGUCCCCACUCCCGGCAAGCCUACCAAGCCCACCUACGAGACCCCCGAGAAGCCUACUCACGAGGUUCCCACUCCUGAGAAGCCCACUGGCGACAAGCCCGUCCUCCCUCCUGCCGCCACCGUUCCUUACCCUCCUCCCGGUAACGGAACUGUUCCUACUCCUCCUCCUGUUGCCCCCAGCUCAUGGGUCGUCCCUCCUCCUGUCUACGAGACUCCCGUUGCUCAGCCUCCUCACUCUGCUGUUCCUCCUCCUCCCCAGGCUCCUCCUGCGGUUCCCACCAAGCCUGUGUACCCUCCUCCCGCUGCUGGAACUCCUCCUACCGUCCCUACCCCUCCCGUUGCUGUGAGCGGUGGUAGCAUUGUCCGCAGCGGCCUCUUGAUGGCUGUUCCUGCCGUCAUUGCUGUCUUCAUGUAG